Arabis nemorensis is the source of this 174-nucleotide messenger RNA. Lineage: Eukaryota; Viridiplantae; Streptophyta; Magnoliopsida; Brassicales; Brassicaceae. The record is from the annotation of a GenBank genome assembly.
AUGAUCGUUGUCAUACCGGUGUUCAUCGGUCGGGUUAUUGACAACCGCGCCAUAUAUGAUAUUCCGCCAGAUAAUCUUGAGAUCAGCAAUGAUCACUUGCUCGUUGUGGUUAGAACCGAGGCAAACAACGGUCGCUUCUACUUUGAAGCUGAGGAUGUUUACGGUAAAGGCUAG